UCCCCUGGCGGGCGCGGGCGCGAGAAGACGCUGCGCGGCGGCAGCGGCGGGAGCGAGCGGCAGCUGUCAGGCCACCGAGGUCCAAGCUGCACUUGCUGCCCCAUUGAGGACGAGGCGACAGCGCGAGCUGUGACCUGGUCGCUGAGGAGCCAGGCUAGAGGCGCGCAGAACUGAACUGCCCGGCAUCGGUAGCCCUGUCCUUUCUCCUUCCCAUUGUGUUGGAACCCUAAUAAAAGAAUAAAUCAACAAGAAGGACAAAGGAGAAGGCUGAAAUUGUGAAAAACCCAGCUGGGUUCUUUUGUUUGCAAACUUCUCCCUGUUUGGUGCUGCAACAAUGAGUGGGAAAUCCCUUCUCCUAAAGGUCAUCCUCUUGGGUGAUGGUGGAGUUGGGAAAAGCUCACUUAUGAACCGUUAUGUGACCAACAAGUUCGACUCCCAGGCUUUUCACACCAUUGGGGUAGAGUUCUUAAAUCGAGAUCUGGAGGUAGAUGGACGCUUUGUGACACUUCAGAUCUGGGACACUGCAGGGCAGGAGCGUUUCAAGAGCCUUAGAACACCAUUCUACCGGGGAGCAGAUUGCUGCCUGCUGACGUUCAGUGUGGAUGACCGGCAGAGUUUCGAGAACCUUGGUAACUGGCAAAAAGAAUUCAUUUACUAUGCGGAUGUAAAGGAGCCGGAGCAUUUCCCCUUUGUGGUUCUGGGUAACAAGGUAGACAAAGAGGAUAGGCAAGUGACGACUGAGGAGGCAAAAGCCUGGUGCAUGGAGAAUGGAAAUUAUCCUUAUCUAGAAACAAGUGCCAAAGAUGAUACCAAUGUGACAGUGGCCUUUGAAGAAGCUGUUAAGCAGGUUUUAGCUGUAGAGGAACAACUGGAACAUUGCAUGCUAGGCCACACCGUUGAUUUGAACAGUAGCUCCAAAGCAAGUUCUUCAUGCUGUUAAAUGUAGGGACUCUGUUCAAAAGUGUGCAGUAAGUUGGUUAGUCUGUAGCGUAAGAACUACUGUGCCCUCUGGUGGUAUUCACACACACACACACACACACACACACACACACACACACACACACACACACACACACAAAAGCAUGUGCGUGCGUGUGAGGGUAAAAGAUAAGGUUCUACUUUUGAAACAGAACCUUUCAAAUUGAAAUUGUAGAGCAGUUAAAAAAAAAGCUUUAUUGAGCCAAGUGUAUUAUGCGUGAUUUCUGCUAUUUUCCCCUUCUUGUGUGUCUCAGGACAUUUCUGAUUUUAGUCCUGAGAGAUUUACAUGUUUUUAAAUCACAGUUUAAACCUAGAACCCAGCCGCAUGAAGGAGUGAAAGAGCUUAAAGUGUUCCAUUAAGUAGCUAGCAGAUGCCACCACCAGACUCUUGCCAAGCAAUUUAUGACAUUUCUACCAAAGGGAAAAAUAAGAUUCUGAGCUGUAUUACAGCAAAAAUAACAAUGGAAGCAAUGAUUUCUAAGCAUGAAUUAGAUAAAAGGUGGUGAUGAUUAGAAAUGUAGAUGUAUAAAAAUACACACUGACAUGUUCAAAUCCUCACGUAUGGUUUCUUCUCAUAUGAACCUAAGCAAAAUCAUCCCAGUAAGCAUUGCGCUAAUGACACUGGAGUUUGGUUCUAAUCCAUGUGUUUGAGUCACAGGACACUAGCGAAUGGAUUACGCUUAACUAUGCCAACCCCCUCUGCAAAUACUUGGUUGGCCUGCUUUUCCUUCCUAAGUCUGCUGCUGCUGCUGCAUAGAGAUGUUGCUUCCUUGACAGCUUAUCAAUUUAGUGAUGCUACUUAGUAUGUGACUUUGGGUGCAGUGCUCUCUGCCUACAAUUUAGACGAUCCUAUGGUUCACCAUGCUGGCUCAGGAAGGCUCCAGAAAAGAUUGGAGAGUAAUGGGCUUUUCUCCCAACUUCCUUCGCUCAGUUGUGCGUUGUAGGGGAAGGAUCUGAUGUCUCACCGGACGAUUCAGCUGGCCAAAGUCUGACAUUAAAACUGGCAACAGAGCAGAGGUUUAUAAACAUUGGGUUAGAAUGAAUUUCUCAUUAUUAGAUUUCUUCAAAAGUGAAAUAGACUGCCUUAAUAGUGACCUCCCUCCCAGGAAAAGUAGUCCCUGGAUGAGCACCUGUUAAAAUACUGUAAAAAGAAUUUCUGUACUGGCUACAUGUUUGGUAUAAGGUUCCUCCAGGUUUAAGUUCUGAACUUACAAACGACGUCAGUGCCAUGUUCUGCUUGGAUUUCUCUGAAAACAAUAGUUAAGACUAUAGAGAGGGCCAUAAAAAUCCUCAAGCCAUUCUGGGAUUAGCCUUUAACAACAACCACUAAUAGAAAUAUUCCAAAGACACAAUGGUCAAAGAAUGGUUUGACAAUUUUUGAAUACCACGACUGCCAAUUAUAUUAUUAUAUAAUUAAUAUAUAUUAAUGUAUUAUGAGUGUGUCAUUUGGUUUUUCUGGGUUGAGCUGCAUAGGUUUUAAUCUAUGCUUUAAACAUGUAUGAUAAAAAUUGUGACCCACUGUAGAGAGGGACAGUUAGAAAAGACCCCCCCCAAAAGAGAUUCAGGCCCGGGAUGGGGUGGGAGCAUUCACAGGAAGACAGCCCAGAAUUCUCCAUUGUAGCCACACACGGAAUCAGCCUUACAUGUGGGACCUUAUGUGCUUUAAGAACUCUGGUACUUUUUGGCCACAUAGACAAGAGGAGGACAGCAUUUCAACCCAGACUUACUCAGUAUUUCCAAUUAUUGUAUAGUCCUGACCCUAUUGUCCAAUUCAUUUAGAUGCCAGAAGUCAAAGCCAGAGCUGGGACCCCCACAACUCUUAUCCUGCCUAUGCCUAUAGCUAGCCACACUGGGACCCCCACAACCCUAUCCUGCCUAUGCCUAUAGCUAGCCACACUGGUUUCAAUGUUCUCCAGUCAUUUUGCAACAAUCGCGUUAGGGUGAAACUCUGUAUGUCAGAACUAACAAAUGGUAAUUGUUUUUAAGUGCAUGAGACCGGGGCCUUCUCUUUCUUCUUGCACUCUGCUUACACUAGUUUCUAUUUGUAGAUCUCAGGCCUUCAUGAAGAUCUCCAUCAGCUCACGAAAACUAUUUGUCUCUGUAGAGUGGCAUGUGGUCAUUUGAGUAAAACUAAAAGUACACGGGGAUUCAAUUCAUAGGCAUCCUGUCCAUUGAGGCAAGUGUUAAUUUGAUUGGCAGGUAAGCUGAAGCCCCUUUCUUCGUAGCCAUACAUACGCCUUAUUUUUUAGCUACCAAGUUACAUCACAAUGUCAAGCACUUAGCAGUAAGUGACAAAACAGUGGCAUUUUGAUGAGUAACACUCAGUGGGUACUGACAUGUAGUUUGGGUAAGAUUAAAAAAAAAAACCCACCAAAACCUGACAUCUGUGGUCCCAGGAACUGUGCAUAUGUGUUUUGAAAUUGACUGUAUGUAGAAUGUGCGGUGGAAUAUUUUCAAUAGGUGUUUUUUACUGAACACUAGACUUUGGGAAUAAUGUACUUGUAAUUGGAAGCAUACUGUUUUUCAAUAGUCCAUUAAAACUCCAUACAAAAUAUUUAUAUUUAGUUUCUUGUCACAUUGGCUUUCAGGGGGCCUCAGGUUCCAUGUCUUCAGUGGAUUGGUGAAUUUCAGGUGUCUUUGUACCUGCCUCAGCCGUCUGUACUUUAUCCUGAGGUGUCCCACAAUCCUCUUGUGGCAGGUGCUGCCAACCAUCUCAAAACGUGUAUAAGAUAUUUUGUCCCAGUUGUUUAAAAAAUCAUCUGUGUCAAAGUGAAUAAAAAGUGCAUUUUGAAG
Messenger RNA from Microtus oregoni (creeping vole), 3771 nucleotides. Its product is annotated as ras-related protein Rab-9B. The transcript has 3 exons. Bases 335 to 940 code for a protein of 201 amino acids. Gene Ontology annotation, molecular function: GTPase activity; GTP binding. Gene Ontology annotation, biological process: Rab protein signal transduction; retrograde transport, endosome to Golgi. NCBI's taxonomy places the organism in Eukaryota, Metazoa, Chordata, Mammalia, Rodentia, Cricetidae. The record is from RefSeq and is a predicted model, not a curated record. Gene Ontology annotation, cellular component: phagocytic vesicle; lysosome; late endosome.